Molecule: messenger RNA, 1476 nt
Organism: Kluyveromyces lactis
Lineage: Eukaryota; Fungi; Ascomycota; Saccharomycetes; Saccharomycetales; Saccharomycetaceae
Gene: NIS1
Product: Nis1p
Exons: 1
Coding region: 1-1476 (491 amino acids)
Source: RefSeq, a predicted model, not a curated record
AUGUCAAGUUACUCUAGUGAAAAUAAUGAUACUCGGCGUGUUAUCGAUUUGAGUUCUAAUAACAUCGGGAGUCGAUUACAUGAGUCUCUUGUCGAUUCAAACAGAGCUAUAUAUACAAGUGGGAUGCAAGAACGUUCUUUGAAUGAACAAAAUAUUCACUUGGUCAAUACGUUGGAAGAAAGAAGUCCCAAUGAUAAAUUACUGCUGAGUCCAUACGAAGAAGAACUUUACAGACGUAGUCUUAGACUGAGUCCCGUUACUUCAAUCGCAGCACCCAUACCCACAGUUACAUUGCUUGGGGAGGAUGCACCACCAGAAGCCGGAAAGACUGCUUUACCGUAUAUGACCGAUUUUGACAAGUUCCAGGUGGAACAGGAAAAGAACAAUAAGAAUAGGCGACAAGGUUUGGAACAAAAUAACGACUCGCUGUUGAGUUUAUUCACCAAAUGGCCUAUCUACUCUUCUAAGAAAAUAAAACAAAAAAUGAAUAGGCACAAUUCGCUUAAAAGAACGCAUUCUUCAGUUAGGCGCAAGGAUUUCUCUGUUCAGUCUGAGUAUGCGAAAUAUAACAAAGAUAAGAAGUUCAUAUUCCAUAAGGGCUUUUCUCAAAGACACAAUUCUGUUAAUUCACUGCGAAGAAAUUACACCAAAAAGACUCACUUCAGAAAAAGGUCUAGGUUUCAAAAUGAACAGGAAUUGAUGUCGUACAUGAGAUACAUCAACGCCUCUCAAAUGGAUAUAACUGAGGUGAUAACAGCCGAUAACAUUAGAAUGUAUCUUUAUUCCAAAAAUUCAUUGAGAAGCCUAUUACGAGUUAAUCCAACACUCCAUCCAAUUAAGGUUCCUUUAAUGCAGUUUAAUGAAUUGUUGAAUAAAAAGAAAAACUCUCCGCAAGGGUCAAAUGUUGUGAAAAGGCCAUCUAUCUCUAGAAACCUUUCAAGAAAAGCCAAACAUGUUCGCAGGUCAAACACGUUACCAGCUAAUAAAACAUCAUUUGCAGAGAGAUUAAAUCCUGAGUUAUACCGUACAUGGAAUUCUUACCUCAAAGCUAUCAUAGCUAAAAGAGUCGAGCUUAGAAUCUCUUGUCUAUUGGGUGAAGAUAUGUCGUCAUUUGCCUCGUCGGUGAGAAAUUCUGCGAUCGUGUACAGAGAGUCAAUUACACCGCCGUUGGAACUUGGGUCUCCUGGCAACCCAAUUGUAAUUUCUGAUAAUGAGGAUGCUCCGCCCGUCAGAGGAUCGCAAGACAAUAGCAGUAAUACUGAUGGCUAUGGAACAAUUGAGAAAUUAUAUCAUGAAAAUGAUACCGAUGAUUUGUCGACCAGACCGAGCACUAGCAUUUUUUCCGUGCGACAAUCACUGACAAGCGCAGACCAAAACAGAAGAUCAUUUUUCUUCCCUCCUGACAAUCCAGGAAUGCAUAAAAUCGAUGAAGAGCGUUCUAUACGCAGUGUAACGUCAAGAAACACUUUGUCAUAA